Mesorhabditis belari is the source of this 1359-nucleotide messenger RNA. Lineage: Eukaryota; Metazoa; Nematoda; Chromadorea; Rhabditida; Rhabditidae. The record is from the annotation of a GenBank genome assembly.
AUGGAUCUCGGCACUCAAUUGAUCCUCGCUGGACUGAUUUUUGUGCUCCUUUUGUUGAUCAUUCUGCUCUUGAGUCACCUACAAAUUUUGGAGAUUUUCCCCGAAACAACGGGCAGAUUCAAAUGGGCACUGUUGGAGGAGAACUCCGAGGAACGACGCGGGAUUUUGCAGAACGAUUCGCGAUUCGGUAGUGGAGGGAACAAAAUGGCGAAUCUCGGGAUCGGGAUCUUCUCACGACAAAUCAGCCAAAGCACAGAGAAAUUCGGCUCAAAGUUGGAGGUGGAUCGACUCGAAGAUUUCUCUGGACUUCUCGAAAGUGGAGAGCAUUUUGAAGGGAAAAGAAGCGAACGACAAUAUUUGGUGCCAGCUGAAGAAAUUCACUGCUCGCUUGAAGUGCUAGCAAACGAGAACACGAUGGCCGAUGUGCAUAAAGCAUUACCUGGAAAAGAAGCUGUCCCAGUUUCCCCAAAUCUGAAAAGAGCCAUUUCAACGGAAAGUCUCGAUUCAACGGCGUCGAGUCUCUUCGAAGUGAACAACGAUGUGCCGACCUUGCACUUUACACUCACAUAUCAUGAACCGACUCAAAUGCUUUCCUGUCAAGUGCAUUCGCUCGAUGAUUGCUCGUCGAUUGAGGGUCAAGUGUGGAUGCUUUUCUUUCUUUUACCCCAUUCGAAGCCUUUAUGGAGAACUGAAGCUGAAAAAGUCCCCUCAACGUUCAUCGAGUACCGUUGUCUCUUUCAGCAAUGCGUUCGAAAGACUGAUCUGCACAGGAUAGCAUUACUGGUUCAACUCUAUUCAUCAAAUGGUCUAUCCGCAAAUGUGAUCGGCUCGUGUCGCUUGCGAUUGAAAGAUGCCAAUCUGAUCACAAAGGGAGAGGCAGUGAUGAAUCUAGCAUUGACCUCAAAUAAUAUCAAGAAUCCAUUCGACGAAUUCACCCCAGCGUCCCUUGGCGAAAUCCUUUUUCUUGUCAAUUUCCAUGCCGAUCGUCUCUCUGUGGUCAUCUCGAAACUUAGAAAUCUUGAUAAAUUGUAUAUGGACGUUUUCAUUCGUGUCUACAUCGUUCAACCGAUGGGCAAAGUGAUAAAGAAGAAAACGUCGAUCAAAUCGAUUCUCGAUGGAGGAGCGAAUGUGAUGGAGAGUCUAUUUGUGAAUAUCUCAAGACAGAAAUUAUUGAAGAGUCACAUUCGAUUGUCGGUGGUUUGCUCGGAAAGGAGUGGAGGAGUGGGGAGAUCGAUCGGCCACGUUACCCUUGGUGGAAAGACGGGCGGUCGAGAGCUGGGCCAAUGGAUGAGAAUCAUCGAUGGAGAGCAGACACAUACGGCCACAUGGCAUCACAUUCUUCCAAGAAAUACUUCAAUG